Messenger RNA from Neocloeon triangulifer, 4251 nucleotides. RefSeq names its product rap1 GTPase-activating protein 1 (gene RapGAP1). The record is from RefSeq and is a predicted model, not a curated record. Gene Ontology annotation, biological process: regulation of small GTPase mediated signal transduction; activation of GTPase activity. The transcript has 14 exons. Gene Ontology annotation, molecular function: GTPase activator activity. Bases 80 to 2845 code for a protein of 921 amino acids. NCBI's taxonomy places the organism in Eukaryota, Metazoa, Arthropoda, Insecta, Ephemeroptera, Baetidae. Gene Ontology annotation, cellular component: cytoplasm.
AGCGUCAGUCGCGCGUUUAUCCCGUUCACGCAUUGACACUUCUACUCUAUUUAGAUUUUUUCAUAAGGAUAGGUCGAAAAUGGACCCCUCGGUCGAAGCGUCGAAAAAGGGGGCCAAGCCGAAGGUGCCGCCGAGACCAAUCAACCUGCUGCACCUGGGGAGUCCGGGGUCUCUCAGCCCCCUGCCGAGUCCUCGAAAACCUCCCCCGAGUCCGGUGAGUCCCAGACCGCCAUCGAUAGAAUCAGAGAACCGGAAAUCGUCGUCCAGUCCACCAGUCAGUCGUUUGAAGCAACGCUUCGGACGUCUCUUCUCUUUGGGGGGCAGCUCAAGUCAGCCCCCGAGCCCCACGUCAUCGGACAGAAGCCCGAGUUCAGACGGAGCCACAUUUGAAGAACUAAACUCGCCGGGCCGGACCCGGAAAAACAAGAGGAUGGCGUGGGCCAGUUUUUCGUCAGAUCCUGGAAAGCCGCAGAGCCCAAUUUUUCCCAGGAGGAGCAACUGGAAGUCGAAAUCGGAUUCGGCUAAAGUUGUCAAGGCGAUGCGACAUGGUGUGAUCAACCCUCAGACGCCAGCCAUCAGGGUGUACAGCCUGUCGGAAACAACGGCCGCAGGGAGACAACAAGCAGAGGCGAAUCAGAUUUACUCGACGACCAAUCCACACACGAAAAGUAGCCCAAGUAGUCCUGCUGACGACAAGUUGAAGGGCACCACACACGAUCUUUUCGAGUUGCUCGAGAGGGUUCAAAGCAGCCGGUUAGACGACCAGCGAUGCGUCCUUCCACCCUAUGUCAAACAGACCUCUCGAGAUGACUCCAAGUUACCGGCGCCGACAAGUGCGGCGCCUUCGGCCGCGGCGACGGCCAUCCCCGUGGUGCCCAUCACGCCGCCGGCCUCGCAACGCCUCCUGGAAGAGACCCUGCAGAGGCCCGGCCCGUACCCCAUGGUGGUGGUGCCCACCAGUGGUGGCUACUGGAUGGACGGCCCUGAGCAGGAGUGCGCCUUCGACCAGCGUGGCGAACCGGUGCUGCCCGCGGCCGCCUCCGCACCCGCCCCCGGCUGGAAAGUCAAGUUUGAGACGGACGAGACUGCCAAGUGCUACCGGAGGUUCUUCAUGGGAAGGGAACACUACAACCUGGUGGCCGAUGACCCUGUCUUAGGGCCAGCGUUGCUGUCCGUCAAGAACGAACUGAUGGCCGGCCAGGAACACACAAGGCUCGUCCUUCGACUCAAGUCAGGCACCGUUCAUGAACUGCUGCCAAACACGUGCAUCCAACAAACACCGAACCCCGCCAAAUUGGCAAAGAUGCUGAAUGAGGAAAUCACGGCAGACAAGUUCAACCCGAUCCUGUGUCCAAAGGCGUCCGACCUGAUCGCAACCUAUGACGAACACGUCCUUGUGUCCACCUUCAAAUUCGGCGUCCUGUACCAGAGAUUCGGCCAGACGACGGAGGAGCAAUUGUUCAGCAAUCCUUCGCCAUCGCCGGCGCUAGACGAGUUUCUCAGCAUGCUCGGUAGGAGGAUCAGGCUGAAGGAUCACAAAGGGUACCGAGGCGGUCUGGACAUUCAGUUCGGCCAGACGGGUGAAGAGGCUGUGUACGACGUCUUCAGGGACAGAGAGAUCAUGUUCCACGUGUCGCCACUGCUACCGUACGCGGACAACGAUCCGCAACAGUUGCAACGCAAAAGGCACAUAGGAAACGACAUAGUGGCUAUCGUUUUCCAGGAGACGAACACUCCGUUCGCACCCGAUAUGAUCGCCUCGCACUUCCUCCACGCUUUCAUUGUAGUCCAAGCCAUUGAGCCAAACACUCCGAACACAAGUUACAAAGUGAGUGUGACGGCAAGGGACGACGUGCCCUUCUUCGGACCGGCGCUACCCAGCCCGGCCAUUUUCAAGAAAGGGCCCGAGUUCAGAGAAUUCUUGCUGACCAAACUCAUCAACGCCGAGAAUGCGUGCUACAAGGCUGAGAAAUUCGCCAAACUAGAGUGUCGAACAAGAGCAUCUUUGCUUGCGUCGUUGGUAGAUGAACUUCGGUUGAAGUCUAUGGAGUUCCUUGGUCAGUCCCCUGUAUCCUCGGCUCCAGACACACCGAAAGCAGACAAGCCUGAUUCGGCAGGCAGCAGGUUCAUCGAGUCAGUGCGCAAAGUGAUAACAAGAAAGAACCCAUCCAACAACUCGGAAACAUCUCUGAACGCAGCCAACAUCAACAACAACAACAUGGUCGGCAUGAAAAAGAUUGCACCAAAAACGCAAGGCAUCAGUGAUCCUAACCAGACCAAUGGAAGACCAAGUUUGAAGAGCACGGGUAGCAAUAGCAGUGACAGCAACGUCAAGAAGACUGGCGGAAAAGACAAUUUGGGCAGUAAUCCAUCCUCACCAGCGUCCAGUCCAGAUAUGCCUACUCAUAGGGCGGCAAGAUUGAAUCUCUCGGAGAGCGACGACUCGUCACUCAACAGUAUUGACCUGGACACUGGCGGCGUCUACAACGGUGAUAGUGACACAGGCCUCGAGAGCAUGUCCAGCGCCGAGACGCCGCACAAGCCCAUCUCGUGCAGUUUCUGCAUGGACGGCAACGGCCAGCAGGAGGUGUGUCCGGAGGCGGCGUCCGCCGUCGAGGCCGAGGUCGCGCGCCAACUGGAGAGCCUGCGCCAAGAAGUCACCAGACUCAAGUGUGACAAACUUGACCUGCUGAGGCAGAAUGUGACCUGCCAGCGUGACAUCAAGAGGCUCAAGGAGCAAGAAAUGCAGUUGCAGAUGGACCUGCACGGGGCCUCCUCCGAGCUGCACCGACUGCGCUCUGUGCUCCGAGAGUGCGUCAGCGGCAGCGAGAGUUCUGCUGUCUAAAAGUGGUUCUGAUUUUUAAUUGAGACGGACUUCAACUGCGAUACAGUGAAGAUAAAAUGUUUUCGUUAAAUUUUUCUAAUUUAUUGUUGGAAAGGCGGCUGCGAAGAGAAUGCCGGCCUUGUAAAAUGAACGUUUUGACGCUGAUUUUUCGAAGCAGUUUUUAUUAGUUUUGACCCAAUCACAGCGACGAUUGAUUUUCAGACAGAGGAAGAAUUGCAAAAAAAACAUUAUUAUCAUUGUACGCAUUAAUGUAUACCCCACUACCAAAGUUGUAUAUAAUACACACGUGUAUUCACAUUAUAGAUUACUCUGUACAGUCAAACAUUUCCUUCUUAUUAUUAUUUUGCUCUGCGAGAAAAUAUAUAUUUAUCUUACUGUGUGAUCUCUGAUUAAUUAUUAAGCGUCAAGAUGCAUAAUUAUGGAUUAAUUUCUGUAUCGCCAACACAUAAUUUAGUUUGUAACUCUAAAAAUGUCUUUGAAUUAAAAUUGAAGCAGUGAUUUCUAUUGAAAAAAGAGGUUCUAAAAUUAUUUUCCGAUUGCGAAAUGAAAGUGGUGACGAGAAUAUUUUUACAAUUAUAUCAUUACGAAGUAGAUUCGACGUUUGCACAAAAUCAGUUAAUCCAAUGGCACCACUCAUCUGGCUAGGCAAACCAAAACAAUGUACGUUUAGACAUGUCAAUGUACAGCCCGGUACAGCCGUUAGUUAUUAUUCUUCAAGGAUAUGAUGAUAAACAUAUAUGAAAGUAGGAUAAAGUAUUAUUGUUUAAUGUGCAUAAAACAACACUUCUAAAUUUCUUUCCUUUUCUGAUUAAAUGAUAAAAUGGCGGUGUGUUAAUUUACCCUUGUUCGUGGUAGAUGCUUUUUGCAAUUGAUGUACCUGAUCUUUUUAGAGCAAAAUUGUAUUGACAAAAAAAAUUAUGUGUUUAGGCCACGAAGGAUUGUGUUGAAAAUAUUUCAUGCAUGCAGGGCUUAAGUCUUAAAUUCUUCAAAGUAUCCGUUUAUCAGUUAUAGCGAGUGUACGGAUGAUGUUAACCGCAUUAUGAUAUCAUAUCUGCACUAAUAUAUUUUUGAAAAGAAAUGAUGAAAUGUUUGUGCGUUCUGUGUAACUGCUGAUCAAAUAGACACCCUCACAGGAAAAACAUAAAACAAUUAUUGCUAAAUAUACCUAAAAAAAAGGCUUACCAAAGGAUAAUGUAUUAAGUAGACGUAUUAAUUUACUGAAUUCCAACAAUGAAACAAAAACAGUCUUGAUGGUCAACGCAACAAUUAUAAUCACGCAAAAGAAAAAGCUGAUAUAUGUAUUGAUUUUUGUUAUGAUUGAAUGUAUGGAAAAAAAUGAAAUGUAAUUGAAUGUAAAUAAAAAUUGGUACACUCAGGUGUCUAAUAAAUCAAGAAUUUUUCUUGAC